Molecule: messenger RNA, 558 nt
Organism: Triticum urartu
Lineage: Eukaryota; Viridiplantae; Streptophyta; Magnoliopsida; Poales; Poaceae
Source: RefSeq, a predicted model, not a curated record
UGCUCCACAUCGAAGUUCCAUCUUACAACAUGAGGAAACACACUCUCGCCCUCUUCCUCCUGCUCCUCACCUUUGCCUCCCAUGGGGCAUGGUGCGCAGCAGCUGCGAGAAGCGCCAUGGCCGAGGAUGCAGCUCAUCAUCAUCUGACGCCUCAUCACCAUGGCAAGAGGUUGCUGGAGAUACAGACUCCCAGGAAGGUUGGGCACGCGACAGGUGGAUCUGGAGGGGGCAGCAGCGGCGCCGGCAAGAGCGGUGGCGGCGGCACGGACACAAGGCCACACAACAGCAAGAAUGGCGGUGCCAUGGCGCUGCCAACUCAAGCAACCUCCGUCCUGGCGCUGGUUUUCACCACUACCGUUCUUCUCUCGGCGCUCAGCUUCUGAAGUCCUAUACUCAUUUCGAUUGCGGGCACGGUACUAGUAUGUGUGUAUUGUUGCAGUUUCAUAAACUGUUUGCAUAAUGUUUGUGGGUAUCGGAGUGAUAUGCUGUUUGCUGGCUAUAGUAUUUAUCCUGUUUGUGUGCUUCCUAAAUUGUUGAAUUACUUGUGUUGACUAGCCA